GAUGGUUUCACCUCGCGCUCUCGAUGAACAAAAUUCAUCAGAAACACUUUAGAUACGCGGAAGUCUCCGGGCCAGACUCUAGUCGAGAGUUGGAGUCUCAACCAGGGAGCUGCUUGUCACGGAGCAUUUGUAACGGACGUAAACAGACCCAGGCAGGGGAAGGAAAUGAGGCAGUCAGGGCAUUGUUUCAUUUCUGCCAUUUACAGGGAAUGCCUUCAAAAUGAAUCCUGCCGAGGAGAUUGAAACGUCUCUCAUUAGGCCGGAGUUGCCAGCUUCAUCCUGCCUGUCCAUGAGAAGUGAUGCGUCCAAAAAUAUCAUUAUUGAAUUCAGCAGAGACGCAGCAAAGAGUCCAGUCAAAUGUGACAAAUCCGACUUGCCUGCUUCGUCCUGCAUGUCUCUAAAAAGUGAUGCCUACAUGAACAUCAUUCAUACGUGUAACAAGAAUGCCAUUAACAGUUCAAUCACUAAUGAGAAAACAAACUCUCCUGCCUCAGCCUGCCUGUCCAUGAAAAGUAAUGCCUCCAUAAAUAUUUUUCAUGACUUCACCAAAGAAGCAACUGCAAGUCCAGUCACAUUUGAAAAAUCAGACUCCUGCUUGUCCCUGAAAAGCGACGCCUCCAUAAAUAUUCUUUAUGACUUCAGCAAAGAUGUAGCUAACAGGGGCCACCCUAGCUGUCUAGAGUCUAAGAGCAUGGAUGGAGCCACCAUAUUUCAGUUGGUGGAAGAACAUGCCAAGAACAUUUUGCUUCAUGAGCUGAAACGGUUUAAAAGGAUGCUCUUUCCAAACCUUCCACCGUCUUCUGAAAGUGACAAGAAGAAUCAUGACAGUCUGAGCACUGAAGAUACAGGGGAGGACACCAAUGCCAGUGAAGGGGCUCUGAAGAUAACACUACACGUCUUGAAGAAACUUGGCAAAAAACAGCUAGCAAACACACUUGAGAAAAACAUCUACGGCGAGCUUGAUGUAUGUCAGCGCAAACUCAGACGCAAACUGAAAAAGUUUGAAUAUAUUUAUGAGGGAAUGGCACAACAUGGAAACCAGACACUUCUGAACAAGGUGUACACUGAGCUCUACAUAACAGAGGGAGUCUGUGGAGGUGUUAACAAUGAACAUGAGGUCAGACAGGUUGAGGCUGCAAUGAGGAGACGGGCAACAGAAGAUAAGCCAAUCAAACUUAAAGACAUCUUUGAGCCCCUGCCAGAACAAGACAUGAUCAUCCGAACUGUGCUGACUAAAGGUAUUGCUGGUAUUGGAAAAACCAUAUCUGUGCAGAAGUUCAACCUUGAGUGGGCUGAGGGAAGAGUCAACCAGGAUAUCCAGCUUCUGUUGAAUCUUCCAUUCCGAGAGCUCAAUCUGAUGACGGAGAAACGCUACACACUGACACAGCUUCUAUAUCAUUUCCUUGCGGAGGAAAAGGAAUCAGGAAUUUCAAAUUUUGGAAAGUACAAACUUGCUCUGAUUUUUGAUGGGUUGGAUGAGUGUCGGCUCCCCUUGGACUUUGACCACAAUGAGCCCUGCUACAGCGUCUCAGAGCCGACUUCGGUAGAUGUUCUGCUAACAAACCUCAUCAAGGGGAACCUGCUGCCUUCUGCACACAUCUGGAUCACCUCCAGGCCUGCUGCUGCAAAUCGCAUCCCAGCUGAUCUGGUGAACCGUGUGACGGAGAUACGAGGGUUCAACAACCCCCAAAAGGAAGAGUACUUCAGGAAGAAAAUCUCUGAUCAAGACAUGGCCAGGAAGGUCAUCUCACACGUGAAGUCCAUCAGGAGCCUCCAUAUCAUGUGUCACAUACCAGUCUUUAGCUGGAUUUCUGCCACUGUUCUGCAGAAUAUUUUAGAGGAAACAGAAAGCCCCAAAGUGGAGAAUGGAAGCAGAGGAGAAAUGCCUGAGACUCUAACUCAAAUGUACGCACAUUUCCUGGUGUACAACUCAAUGCUCCGGUUGAGGAAGUACUCAACAGGAAAGGAGGCAUCUGAGAUAGAGUCCCAGAACAAAACGGACGAAGAGAUGAUCUUGAAGCUUGGGAAACUUGCCUUUGAGCACCUGAUGAAAGGCAACAUGAUCUUCUAUGAGAAUGAACUGCAUGAGUACAACAUCAGCGUCAAAGACGCUGCAAUAUUUUCAGGAGUGUUCACACAGGUCUCAAAGGAUGACUUUGGACUACAUCCAGAGAGAGUGUAUUGCUUUGUCCAUCUCAGCAUACAGGAGUUCUUUGCGGCGAUGUAUGCUUUCCACAGAUUCGUCUGCUUCAACCAGAACCUGCUGGAUCCCCAAGAACCAACCACAGUCCAGGAGUCUCCCAGUGAAGUGACCAGCCUUCUCCAGAGCGCAGUGGAUAAAGCCUUGCAGAGCAACAACGGACACCUGGAUCUGUUUCUCCGCUUCCUUCUAGGCCUCUCACAGACGACCAAUCAGGCUUUGUUAAAGAAAGUCCUGACCAAAAUGAAAACCAGCUCACCAGGUAAUGAUGCAAUCAUUGAGUACAUCAAGGCAAAGAUUCAUCAAACUCCCUCGCCAGAAAGAUGCAUCAAUCUCUUCCACUGCCUCAGUGAGCUGAACGAUCAGUCUCUGUUGGAGGAGAUCCAGCACUACCUGAACUCUGGUAGUCUGUCAGAGACCACCCUGUCACCUUCACAGUGGUCUGCUCUGGUCUUCAUGUUGCUGACCUCCAAGGAAGAGUUGGAUGAGUUUGACCUGAGGGAAUACUCACGAUCAGAGGAGGGUCUUCUGAGGCUGUUACCAGUGAUCAAAGAAUCCAGAGUCGCAUUGCUCAAAGAAUGCAACCUCACAGACAACUGCUGCAAAGCCCUCGGAGAACUUCUAAGUGAAUCCUGUCUGAAAGAGCUUGACCUGAGUGACAACGAUCUUCAGGACUCAGGAUUAGAACUGUUGUCAGCUGGGAUGGCAAGUCCAACAUGUCAGCUGGAAAAACUGAGGAUGCGCUUUUGUGGAAUAACAGAAACUGGUUGUGACUUUUUGUCCGGAGCUCUGAGGUCCAAUCCAAACCAUCUGAAGGAACUGGAUUUGAGUUUCAACCACCCAGGGCAACGAGGGACGGAGCUCUUGUCUUCUGUGCAGGAGGACAUAAAGCACCUCGACGUCAGCUUGACCAACAAUGGAGAGUGCUACUUAAAAUCAUCUCUGAGGAAAUAUGCCUGCCACCUUACAAUGGAUGUGAACACCGCCCAUGUGCACCUGUCUUUUUCUGAAGGUCAGCAAAAAAUGGCUCACGUGGUGACAGCACAGUCGUAUCCUGACAGUCCAGAGCGGUUUACAGGCUGGGGACAGGUUCUCUGUAAAGAGGGUCUGUCUAGUCGUUGCUACUGGGAGGUGGAGUGGACGGGGGAACACACAGGUAUCGGGGUGGCUUAUAAACAAAUCAGCAGGACAGGAAAAGGUAACGAGUCAGUCCUUGGCUACAACACUGAGUCCUGGAAUCUGCGCUACUGCAAAGGCAAAUACACCGCCUGGCACAACAGGGAUAAUGCAACCACAUCAGUCCCCUACUUUAACUCCAAAAGGGUUGGAGUGUUUCUGGACUGGUCAGCUGGGACUCUGUCUUUCUACGCUGUAUCAUCAAACACCAUGACUCACCUUCAUACUUUCCAUGUUAAAUUUUCAGAGCCAUUGUAUCCAGGCUUCAGGCUAGGAGAGCCAGAUACUUCACUGAAUCUGUGCCAGCUAUAAUACCCUGACAUUUUGUCAACACGUUGUAAGAAUACAUCAGGACAAAAAAGCUACAUAUGCUAACAUUUUGGGGAUUUUGCUUGAAUGUGCUUUUUUCAUCUUUAGAAGAAGUCAGCCUCUUGUAAAUAAGUUUUUCUGCUAAGUUACAAUCUGAAGAACUCGCCUAAGGUGAUUCAUGUGUAUAAUGAUGUUGAAAACAUCUGACUUGAGAAGUCAAUUCAAGCAUACUUUUAGUUUUACUUACCCUCAAAAGGUCAAAUCUUCAGAUGCAGCGGAUGAGUGAAGUCGGGAAAAACUGUGGAGUUUACCUUGAAAAAGUCUCACAUACUGAGGUUGAAGCCGCAUCUAGUUGUAUCCUCUCUUUCUCUAUUACACAUAAACAGCAUCAGCAUCAACAGCCAUCUUUGUCAUCUAGAGGUCCAUGGAGAGGCAUAUUUCCUGCUCAUUCAUUUGCUUUUUAAUAGAGGGGAGGGGAGAAGGGGGGCGAAGUUGAGGAUUCUGCUCGUGGUUGUGCUCUCACUGUGAAGUUUGAGCAGUCGUCUGACCAAAAUAUCAAACACGUCAGAAAUCCAUCCGACCUGUCGGGAGCCAGGUCAUGGUCGACCCGUGUAUCCUCCUGUACACAGCACAACAAAUGAUGCAUGAUCUGACUGUAAUGCAACUCAAAAUGUUUGAACUGGAUGAAAUUCGUACAGUGUAUGUCCAGCUUAACACCUUUGCACUGAUAAAACCCUCAGGAUUAUCUAAAAAGCUAGAAUAGAUAAAAAGGCACUUUAUCCCAACAAAAAACAGAUAUAUUACACAAACAUGCACUAAAUAUUCCGCACUACAGACUGUAUUAACCCUUCCUUGGACACUCACUGGAUUCAGUUUAAACCUUACAAUAUUAUCAGUGGACAUUCAAAGACUUUUUUGUCACUUGGUUGGUUCCAUACAGUAUAGUGGUUAAUCAUGAUCAGGGUGGAAAGUAACUGAUUACAUUUACUCAAAUUACUGCAAUUGUUUUUUUUUACUUGUACUUUUUUGAGUAGUUUUUAAAACCACUUCUUUUACUUUUCCUUGAGUAUAUUUUGGAAGAAGUAUUGUACUUCAUUACUGGUUUGUUUCCUCCUCUGAUCAUGAUCUUGAUAGCAUAUAUCUUCUUAAAGUAUGUAGCUGAAUGUUCUUUGUGACGUUUGUUUGUCAGCCCCCCCCCCAAAAAAAACAAAAAACACAAACAAAACACAGCAUUUUUAUGGCAUCCUGACUUUUUUAUUUUUACAUACACACACUGUUGUCUGGAAAAGUAUGAAGAAGACAAACUGCUGCAGCAGACCUCCUCAUUUUAAGCUUAAACCAGUGUGCACUGUCACUUCAAUCUAACUAUUUAAUGUAAGAAAAGCUUUAAAAUUGUAUUUAGAUUUUUUUUUAUACGUAAAUCCAGUAUGUAAAGAAAAGUUUGUUUAUUUUGUGUGAAAUUAUUUAGAUUUAUUUAUAUUUUUUGUAUAACCA
Molecule: messenger RNA, 5179 nt
Organism: Cheilinus undulatus (humphead wrasse)
Lineage: Eukaryota; Metazoa; Chordata; Actinopteri; Labriformes; Labridae
Product: NLR family CARD domain-containing protein 3-like
Exons: 14
Coding region: 221-3688 (1155 amino acids)
Molecular function (GO): protein binding
Source: RefSeq, a predicted model, not a curated record